AUGGCGCCCUUCCAGUUGACUCUUUCUCUACUCCUCGUCGUGCUAACAACGUCUGGCAAUGCUGCAAGCACCACCUGGGAAACGCAUCCUUCUCACCCAACUUUGCCAGGAACCGUUCCCAACUGCAACAAAUGGUACACUGCGAAGAAGGGCGAUGACUGUUCCACUGUGCAGCGUGAAUGUGGUAUCUCGGCCGAUGACUUUUUUCGUUGGAACCCGUCGGUCUCCAAGGACUGUAAGGAGAACUUUUGGGCAGAUACAUCGUACUGUGUUGGAGUAGGGCCAGCUAUCACCACCGGGACAACAACCACAAAGGUCCCACCCUCGACGACGACUCCUACACAGAGUACAGAGACUACACCCAUCAGCUCUAGUCCGAGCAGCAACGGGACCUCCUCAGACUCUGCUCCUUCCAGCUCCCCCACGACCAAGGAAACCUAUACGUUUAAUCACCCCAUUACCACCUGGACUCCACCUUCGCCUACGCGAGAGACAGCAUGGCCCCCGACCAAAACCCAGCCAGGCCAGCCCACAUCGUGCACCAGAUGGCAUGAGGUGAUGGUCGGGGACACCUGUGAUACCAUUACCAGCCGCUACAGCUCGUGGAUCACGAAGGAAGACCUACCGUCUGGCUACACGUUGACCUAUCCAAAUAAUUCAACCCCGGUGGUCAUUCCCACCCCUACACCGUACACGCCCCCGCCUCCAGUGUGCCCUAAUACCACCGAGACUGAGCUCAUGCCCUCGCCAACCCAGCCAGGAAUGCCCUCCAAGUGUCAAAUAUACUACCAUGCGACCACUGGGGACUCCUGCUCCAAGAUACUAUCGCAAUAUAACAUGCCCGAGAAACUCCUCCAUGAAUGGAAUCCGGCUCUUGGCCCAGACUGCAAGGGCCUACUGCCUAACUACUACUACUGUCUCCUUCCCGACGGGUUCAGGCCCAUGCCGCUCACUGUCACCACCGCCCCUGCGCCGACUCAAACCGGGAUCGCCAGCAACUGCAAGGCUUGGUACCGGAGGAACCAGUCCGAGACGUGUUCCGACAUCGUGCUCGCUUUCGGUGCCUUCUCGGAGGAGGACUUCAAGGCCUGGAAUCCUGCCGUGGGCCAGCAAUGUACCGGACUGAUCGAUGGCAACUGGUACUGUGUCGCCGUGCCUGGCACUCCCACCACACGCACUGCGUCGGUGCCAGCCUUCCCAACAAGCGUCCCGCGCCAGCCAAACGUGAUCAAGAACUGCAUGUCGUGGUGGCAUGUAUCUCAUGAGGAUGACUGCUACGACGUCGCCCGAAAGAACGGCAUCACCGUCGACGAGUUCCUCGCGUGGAACCCAGACGUGCGUGCCGGGCAAUACGACUGCAAGGUCCUGCCGGUCGACUACGAGGUCUGCGUGGGCGUGCGACCCAAGCCACCCAUCCGCGGAUGCACGCCAACGGCUGGCACGAACACCACCGCCCCGGUCAAUACGACGGCAGCAUAUCCGACGACCAGGAAGUCCUGGUCCAGGACGUCCUGGCACAAGACGCUGACCACGACCACCGUUGUGACGAAAUGCGUGGAUGCGUCGUCGUCCACCUGCGCCACGGCAACGGUGACCACCACGAGGGUUGUGACUCUGUCUCCUCCCCCUACGGCCGCGCCGCCUCCUACUGGUACCACCACCACAUUCGUGACCUCCCCGACGAACUCGUCCUCCGGGAUCUCGUCUCCAGGGGCCUCCUCAACUCUGCCUCCGUCAUCGAGCUGUGCUUCUUCUUCCUCCAACAGUUCCACGACGCCCGUCGUGCCGCCAACUACAGGCCCAGGAGAAAGUAGUAGUUCCAGACCGACCACACGAUCAACUCAGAGCCAAGAUCCCCACAGUUCCGUGACCGGGCCUCCGCCACCUGCGGCGUCCUCGACCAUCACGAUGACUACGACUAUCACGACACAGUGCUCCACUACUACGUCCACGGCGGAUACGAGCUCACCGGACGAUACUACGCUUGUGACGGCCACGGUGACCACGUCCUGCUCGACUACUUCUGCUUCGAUUACUUCUGCCUCGUCUUCUUCUGUGUUGGCUUCUUCUGCCUCGAGUACUUCUGUCUCGAGUACAAGUGAGCCAGACUACACUGAAAUCGAGACGACAACACUGACGACUCGAUGCACGACUACCUCGCAGAGUCAGACCGCAAGUGAGCCUUCGAUGACCAUUAUGCAAGGAUGA
Molecule: messenger RNA, 2208 nt
Organism: Aspergillus nomiae NRRL 13137
Lineage: Eukaryota; Fungi; Ascomycota; Eurotiomycetes; Eurotiales; Aspergillaceae
Product: LysM peptidoglycan-binding domain-containing protein
Exons: 5
Coding region: 1-2208 (735 amino acids)
Source: RefSeq, a predicted model, not a curated record